Trichomonas vaginalis G3 is the source of this 645-nucleotide messenger RNA. RefSeq lists its product as uncharacterized. The transcript has a single exon. The record is from RefSeq and is a predicted model, not a curated record. NCBI's taxonomy places the organism in Eukaryota, Parabasalia, Trichomonadida, Trichomonadidae. The coding region runs from base 1 to 645 and encodes 214 amino acids.
AUGAAAAAGCAUGUUUUAACUACAAACUCAUCUCAAGACAAUAUUGAAUUUGUAAAUAAAAUUCUAGGAAAAGAAUUCUAUUCAAGCUUCAAAAACAAUGCACUCGAUAAGACAUUAUAUUAUGAAUAUAUAAAUGAUGUUAAUCCUCACAGAAAUUCAAAUGAUAUUGCAUAUCUCUUUGAUCUAAUCCCUGGAUUUGUCAAAUAUCAUUCAAUUAGUGAUGAAAUGCCAAUCAAGUUUAAUAAUAGUAAUAUUCAAUGGCUCUUAUAUCUCCAUCCAGAAGUGAAACUUUUCAUAGAAAAUGCCCAAGCUAUCGAACUCGACGCGACAUUUCCACUUGAUGAUUAUAUAGCUAUAUACCCCCAUAUUAUAUAUGGUAACAUGGGUUUCCCGUUGGGUGUAUUUAUAGGACCCUCGGAGUCGGCAAAAUCUUAUCAAUUGAUUUAUGAUACACUUAAGACAAUUGUUGAUGAAAGUAUUAUCAAAAAAAUCCCAUUCAUAAACGAUUUUGGAAAAGGUUUGGAAUCGUUUACAUCAUUCAACCAUUUGAUUGUGUAUUAUUGCUUGAGACAUUAUUUAAAUCGAUUGGGGCAGGCACCUGGAUUUGUGCAAUUGCGAGUACAAUUGUUUUUGCGUGGAAUAUAA